Messenger RNA from Maniola jurtina (meadow brown), 1398 nucleotides. Its product is annotated as mucin-2-like. Bases 1 to 1398 code for a protein of 465 amino acids. NCBI's taxonomy places the organism in Eukaryota, Metazoa, Arthropoda, Insecta, Lepidoptera, Nymphalidae. The record is from RefSeq and is a predicted model, not a curated record. The transcript is spliced from 3 exons.
AUGUUGCGCUUUCUUGCUGACACUACCCAAGAGCCCGUUGAAGAAUUGCCAAGUAACCCCAGACCCAAACUGACCGACACUACACCGAAGAUAUCCCAGAUAUCGGCCUGGAUAUUCGAAUUGAAUGUGUUUAUGGAACCGGCUGUAAAAUCAGAUCAGAUAACACUUUUGGUCUUCCAAUCUCUUCCCGGCGCGAAUGACGCAACAGUUGGUAAUGCAGUCCUUUCGCCUAAUGACCCCAACUUUGUGCCAGGCUGGCAGACUCUGAGACUGAAUAUUGUUGGUCGAGGCACACACGAAGGAUAUAUAACACUUCUUGGUAUGGCUUCUGAAUCAUCAACUGUAUUGGUGGACUCGUUUAGAUACAUCGCACCAAAGUAUGAUGAAGAUUUGUGUAUAAUUUAUCCAGAUAAAAAGGCUACUACUGAAAUGCCUGCCGAAAUAACUACGAUACCAGUUACAGUAGAAAAAUCAACUGCAACAGCAAAACCAAGUACAAUUACAAUUCCUACGGUCACAACUGAGAAACAAAGUACACCUACGAUACCAACAAUACCUGAAACAAGUACAACUGAAAUACUGACUACUAUACCUGAGGAACCAAGUACAAUUACGAUACCCACAAUACCUGAAGCAAGUACAACUGAAAUACCAACUACUAUACCUGCGGAACCAAGUACAAUAACGAUACCAACUAUACCUGAAACGAGUACAACUGAAAUACCGACUACCAUACCUGAGGAACCAAGUACAAUUACGAUACCAACUAUACCUGAAAUAAGUACAACUGAAAUACCAACUACUAUACCUGGGGAACCAAGUACAAUUAGUUUACCGACAAUACCUGAAACAAGUACAACUGAAAUACCAACUACAAUACCGGGGAAACCAAGUACAAUAACGAUACCAACAAUACCUGAAACAAGUACAACUGAAAUACCAACUACAAUACCUGAGGAACCAAGUACAAUAACGAUACCAACAAUACCUGAAACAAGUACAACUGAAAUACCAACUACUAUACCUGCGGAACCAAGUACAAUAACGAUACCAACAAUACCUGAAACAAGUACAACUGAAAUACCAACUACUAUACCUGCGGAACCAAGUACAAUAACGAUACCAACUAUACCUGAAACAAGUACAACUGAAAUACCAACAACUAUACCUGGGAAACCAAGUACAAUUACUAUACCAACUAUACCUGAAACAAGUACAAGUGAAUUACCAACUACUUUACCUGGGAAACCAAGUACAAUAACGAUACCAACAAUACCUGAAACGACUACAAGAGUUACAUCACCAAGUUCAACUACUGUUACAACAAGCCCUUCUACCCAGAAACCACGCCUCUUUGUAUCUAUUUUGCUUAUAAAAAUUAAGAAAUUCUUUAGAUAG